Pomacea canaliculata is the source of this 1468-nucleotide messenger RNA. RefSeq lists its product as uncharacterized. The coding region runs from base 47 to 979 and encodes 310 amino acids. NCBI's taxonomy places the organism in Eukaryota, Metazoa, Mollusca, Gastropoda, Architaenioglossa, Ampullariidae. The record is from RefSeq and is a predicted model, not a curated record. The transcript is spliced from 3 exons.
CGUCUACGUUGUCAGUACGUGGAGGUGGAGUCGUGCAGCGUGCAGCAUGUUGUAUCACCUGUUGCUGCAGACAGUAAAGACACAACAGUCAGCAGGUGUGUCACCUGGUCAGCCUCACCUCCUGCUGUAUGAGCUUGAUGACGAUAAAGUCUUGGAGAAGGCCGUCAACGACUUGUCACAGGCGUCGGGGGAAGGGUCAUUAUACGUCAUCGCUGAUGAAGUAGUGAGUGGUGACAGGCCUAGCUUUGAGAUUUUUUGUGACAAGCUGCUGACAAACGUUCCUUGUCUCCAUCUUUGGGCGGCAAGUUGUUUCCAUGGAGACGCACCCAACGGUUGGCAAGUGGAAUAUUUAACCAGACCCCUCCGCUCUCCACCGGCUGUCGUCAGGGAAGUCGAGCAGGACGUGAUGAUCUCUUCAGACCGUGCUGUAAAGCCGUACAGUGAGCGAGGUGUGCCCGACCACACAGACGGCCCGCCAGUCAGACGACUGUAUCACCGAGGUCAGGGUCACUCCGAUCGCUGGCCAGUUGACUGUGUGACGUGCGUUGGUGAGGUGGCCAGCUUCCUACACAGUCUCCGUGUUGGUGUUACAGAGAGUGGCACAUCAACAUCUACAACAGUCACCCCAACCAUGGGUGGCACAACACCACCCUGUCUACAGUGGAGAGAUGUAAUGAUUUUGGACUGGGAUGACGUUAGCUACAACUCGGGUAUGGUGGAGGGACUGCAAGAAGCGGGUAUCCCAGUGCGGGUGAUGAAGGAUGAUGACAUGGACGACGUGGCCACGGCCCGCAGUGACGUGGUGUGGGUGGCGGAUGGAAAUUGUGUUCGUGGUCUGGAGAGAAAAGUCAUCGUCUGUCUACAGGAUCUUAAAUUUGAGUUGAUUAGCUCUGUCCGACUUGCCCUCAUGUCCCGCUGUACGUCACAACUUGUGAUUGUCUCCACUGACCACAUGUCACCUGAAGACGACUGGCAAUAACACACCUGUCCCCUGUCACCAUUAAAGGAGCCUUUAAAGAAUCCAUAGCAUGGAGUUGAGAAAUUGUAGUUUACUUUAGCUUUAACUGGUAGCCAAUGAAGAGAGUAAAGAAGUGUUGUGACAUUUUCACAUUUGUGGGUCCAGAAAACGAGACGAGCAGCUGAGUUCUGGAUUUUCUGAAUCUUAUCAAUGAGAUGCCGUAGUCUAGUUUACACAGAACAAAUGAGAAGAUGAGAAUUUUUGUGGUUAAGAUGAACAGAGCAUGGCGAGUAAAGCUAAUUUUCUGGAGCUUAUAGUCUGCAGAACGCCAGAUGUGAGAAAUAUGUUCACCAAGAGACAUGCCAGUAGACAUUAUCUAACCUAAGUCACGUGGUCAAUUACAAAAAGUAACAACGGCAUCGUCUACCAGUCUCUCGGAACAGAGACAGGCAGUGAAGUAUAAACUCUGGCUUUUCUCAUUAAAAAAAUAAAGCUUCUGUUUUUUCGUCA